GGUUGAACUCGAGCCUUGCUAUCUGCAAGUGUAGUGUAGAUCAGUCUGCUUAAACGCCAUCAUCCUUCUUUGCAGGUCACGACCGGAUAAUAUUUGCCAAAUGGAAACUGGGAAGGAUUUUCAGGUGAACUGCAGUGCAAACGGAAAGCCAUCGUCAUUUCCAUGUGCAGCGUGUAAAAUUCUCAGAAGAAGAUGUGGAGUGAAUUGCGUUUUUGCUCCGUACUUUCCACCCGACAACCCUCACAAGUUUACUACUGCCCAUCGCGUCUUUGGAGCAAGCAACAUUAUAAAGAUGCUUCAGGAUCUUCCCAAUGAACGAAGGGCUGAUGCUGUGAGUAGUAUGGUGUACGAAGCGAAUGCAAGGUUGCGAGAUCCCAUAUAUGGGUGUGCAGGGACUAUACACCAGCUGCAGAGCCAAAUGUCACAACUUCAAUCUCAAUUGGCAAUAACACAAGCAGAACUUCUCAACAUGCGUUUGCAGCAAGCAAAUCUUCUCUCUAUUGUCUCCCUAUUUCGCACUUCAAAGCAGGAAGAGGAGCCUUUCUCUCCAGUUGAAACUGAAACUGAAACUGAACCAGAGCAAAGUGACAAAAAUGUAGACCAUUCCAUGGAUGUAUUUCAAGAUCAGAGCAACGAUACAUUCUCAAGUGGAUUGGAUCCGUUGAUGAUGUGGGAACCAUUGUGGAUAUAAGUCCAAAUGGUGUACUUUUUUUUCAAACAAAGCGCAAGCUAUGUAUCAGUGGAGUAGUAAGAAAUGCUACGUAAUUUCCUUGUUUUGCCAUGUAAAAUCAGCAUAAUCUAUGUACUAACAUCCUCCUAGUUUUAACGGGAUGCCAUCUUAUUAGCAGCGCUUAUAGCUCUGAUAAAUGGUUCCAAAGAACCGAACUAUUAACUUAAUCAUCUAUAAGAGAUGUAAUAAUU
Molecule: messenger RNA, 921 nt
Organism: Cryptomeria japonica (Japanese cedar)
Lineage: Eukaryota; Viridiplantae; Streptophyta; Pinopsida; Cupressales; Cupressaceae
Product: LOB domain-containing protein 1
Exons: 3
Coding region: 101-691 (196 amino acids)
Source: RefSeq, a predicted model, not a curated record